AUGCAAAUACACACCGCAGCAGCAGUCACAGGCACGUGGUCAGAACCCAGCCCAGCCCAGCCCCACCCUACUGGACUAGGUCUACCCAAAAUAAAACAAACAAAAUACGAAAAGAGGGAGAGGAAUAUAUAUGGGGGGGGUGGAUUCAGCAUCCUUUGGCCUAAAACGAAUGGCCUUUACAUUUUAAAUGAAUGUUCUAGAAGGGAAACACUCUGAAUCAGACACACAUGCACUCACUCAUGAACGCGCAUACUCAAACACACACCAAAAUCCACCGCUUUGUUUUUCCCAGCUUUAUGGUGGUGGGAGCCUACCAUUAGGAAUUUGGAGCGGUGAGAGGAGGGGCGUUUGUGUGUGUGUGAAGGAGCAGUCGGUCUCCUCCCCUCGUCUCCCCCCGCCCUCUCGCGCCCCCCAUGCCUUUGUGUGCGCGAGGCUCUCUCUCUGUGAGCGGCGGUUCUUCAAGUGAGAGAUCGGUUCGUUUCUGAGCGCUGUUUGAGUGUGUGUGGGCUGUUCAAACACAACGCGUGGCUGACUGGGACCGGGGUGAACCGGUAGAAGGCACGUGAAACCUCGGAGUUUAUUUUCAUUCACACACGCGCGAUCAGAAGGGAAAAUAACGGAGAAAUAUAGAAUAUCGGACUUUUCCCUUUCCUCUUAUCCAUCUAUCAUUCUCCAUUUAUCAUUCUCUUGUUCUCUCUAUCCGUGGAGAAGCUGACCAACCUAAACAACCUGAUGUGUGUGUAUGUGUGUUUUGGGGGCGUAAAACAACGGGCAGCGCGUGAAGAUGGAUUAACGGUUGAACGGAAAACUGGAGCAGCACGCGAGACCACGGCGAGGGGGGAGGGCAAGACGGGACUCUGCUAACACACACAACUCGCGGGAUAGAGGUAAUUUAGUACUCUGUGUGUGUGUGUCUGGAGGAGAGGCAAGGCGGGGUGAGUCUGACACUAGUGUUUGAGAGAAUCAAUGGUUAUAUAUCAGGACAGUUUUUUUUCUCUCUCUCUCUCUCUCUCUCAAUUUCAAUUUAAGGGCAUUAUUGGCAUGGGAAACGUAUGUUAACAUUGCCGAAGCAAGUGAAGUAGAUAGUAAACAAAAGUGAAAUAAACAAUAAAAAUGAACAGUAAACAUUACACUCAGAAGUUCCAAAAGAAUAAACACAUUUCAAAUGUCAUAUUAUGUAUAUAUACAGUGUUGUAACGAUGUGCAAAUAGUUAAAGUACAAAUGGGAAAAUAAAUAAACAUAAUAUGGGUUGUAUUUACAUGGUGUUUGUUCUUCACUGGUUUGCCCUUCCUCUCUCCUCUCUCCUCUCUCUCUCUCUCUCUCUCUCUCUCUCUCUCGUCUCUCUCUCUCCUCUCCUCCCCCCUCUCCCCUCCCUCCCUCCCUCCCUCCCUCCCUCCCUCCCUCCCCCUCUCCCUCUCCCUCCCUCUCUGAGUUCAGGCCUAUGCAGUGGACAGCGCCAUAGUUACAGUAGAAUAACACAGGGCAGAAGGAGGGAGGUGUGUGUGCCUCAGCAUCCUCCUUCUUUCUCUGAGUUACUGUAACUAUGGCACUCUCCUGUGUCCACUCCAUUGUCCUGCAUUUAGAGAGCAAGUUAGAGAGACAAAACAAAGAGAGAGAGAGACGUGGGAAACAGAGAUAGCACACCAUUGAGGCUUGUGUGUGUGUGUUUUCUGAUUUUCCAUUCAUUUGGGGUUGAGGGAUCUACACAACAGACGUGCAUUCAGCUAUUUGCUAUUAGCUUACGUUCACUGCAAAGGACCAGUCAGAGACCAAGCAGACCUUUGCCCAUGUGGAAGUAGUAGCAGAAUAUGACAUAACAAGCUGAUACGCCUCUGGUAUGUAUGCCACCUGGAAUGCCACCAGUGUGAUGACUAACCCCUCCCCUUCUGUCUGUUCCUAGACUCUGAUUGGACCAACACCAGGAUGAUGUCGUCACCCAAAGCCAAGGCCAAGAAGAAACCUCCCAAAGACAGCAUGACGCUUCUACCAUGCUUCUACUUCAUAGAGGUGUGUGUACGUGCAUACGUGUAUCCAAUAUAACUGCAUUUACUGUAUACCACUCACUAUGGCUGUUAGUAAGAAAAUAUCUCCCUCUUACCUCUCUCUCUCUCGCUCUCUCUCUCGCUCUCGCUCUCUCUAGCUCCCGAUCGUCCUCUCCUCUCUCGUCUCUCUCUACUUCAUGGAGUUGACAGACCUGUUGUCCCCGGCGACCCCUGGGUUCCGUUGCUAUGACCGCGACCUGUCGUUGCCCUACCUGGAGACAGGAGAUGAACUGAUCCCUCUGCUGAUGUUACUGAGCCUGGCCUUCGCAGGACCGGCUGCCUCAGUUAGUACACACACACACACACACACACACACACACACACACACACACACACACACACACACACACACACACACACACACACACACACACACACACACACCGUCAGAACCUAUAAUCAACAGACUCUGAUCAAUGAACAGCCAAUCAGCAUCAGGGUGCACAACUAAUUGUGUGUGUGUAUGUGAAUAGAUCAUGCUGGGUGAAGGGUUGAUGUAUUGUUACCAGUCCAGAGUCAAACAUAGUAAAGCUGAAGGAUCCAUCAUCGCUGGAGGGUGUAACUUCAACUCCUUCCUACGGAGGACUGUUCGCUUUGUUGGUAUGUACCUUUUAUUUUCGUUUGAAAUCCUCAAGAGGGAGUGAACAGGUGCACACUUCAGGGAGUAAUGCUAGUCUAGGGAGAGAAUCUUCUUCAGGCCUUUUCCAGUUAAAGCAAGAAGUUGAGAACAGGGGAGAGAGAGAUGUAGAGGGAAUGAGGACAGACAAGACGUCUUCAGAUAUUUCAGAUAACUUCUUACCUGGUGCAUGCUCCUCCCUCGCUCUCUCUCCUCCUCCAUCCCUUCUCCCCCUAUCUCCCCCUCUCUCUUACUCUCCUCCUCCAUCCCUCCUUCUUCUCCCCCAGGUGUUCAUGUGUUUGGUCUCCUGGCAACAGCCCUGGUGACGGACAUCAUCCAAUUGGCUACUGGUUAUCCCACCCCUUUCUUCCUGACUGUCUGUCAGCCCAAUUACACGCUGCCUGGGAUAUCAUGUGACCAGAACAACUACAUCACACAGGACAUCUGCUCUGGGAAAGACCUGUAUGCCAUCCUGUCAGCCAGGUAACACACACACACACACACACACACACACACACACACACACACACACACACACACACACACACACCACACACACACACACACAUUUAGUAUUCUCCAGCUUCUAUAUAACCACCCACCUCUCUUUCUCUCUCUCUGCAUCAUGUCUCCCUCUCUCUCUCCCUGAUUCUUACUCUCUCUCCCUCUCCUUCUCUUCAGGAAAACAUUUCCGUCCCAGCAUGCAACGCUCUCUGGCUUUGCCGCUAUCUACAUCUCUGUAAGCACUGACAGCUACUAACUUGUCUGUCUGCCUGCCUGUCAGACUUUAUGAAGAUGCAUUUUAAGUAAAAAUCAGCAACAUUGCCAUCAGCAAUAGUUCUAACUUUGUGUGUGUGUGUGUGCGUGCGUACUUCCGUGUGUGUGUGUGUGUGUAGAUGUAUUUGAACAGUGUGAUCAGCAGUAGUACCAAGCUGGUGAAGCCAGUGCUGGUGUUUGGCUACUGUCUGGCUGCAGGCAUAGCUGGACUGACUCAGAUCACACAACACCGCUGCCAUCCCAGAGACGUCUAUGUGGGCUACGCUAUAGGAGCUGGCAUAGGAGUCUACCUGGUGAGUGUGUGUGCGUGUGUGUGUGUGGGUUGUGUUUGUGUGUGUGCGCGACUUUGUGUGUGUGUCUGGGGGGGUAGACUGAGACAGACAGAAAGAGAGAGAGAGAGAGACAGAGAGAGAGAGAGAGAGAGAGAGAUGGGAAUUAAUAAUCUUUUAAGACUUCUCAGGGGGAGAAUUUCACAGUUCUUUUUUAGAAAACCUGUCUCAACUAAUUUCACGCUUCUAUCCCUCUCUCUCUAUCUCCCCCUCUCUCCUCCCCCUCCCUCUAGUCUCUGUAUGCAGUAUGUAACUUCAGGUCAUCCGAGGAGGACUGCCCCCCCCAGCCUGUCCGGAGGGCUGCCUCUCCCCCCCAGCAGCAGAGGGAGGUGGUGGUGAGGGGACUAGCCCAGAGAGGACAUGGCUCUCAGCACGGCUCUCUGUACCGCAGCAAGACACCCAGACCAUCAGACAGCAGGGAGGAACUGGGGCCUGGACGCUGCAAGGUAAGAGAUGAAGAGAGAGAGGUUGCGUAUUAGUAGUUAGAAUUAGUAGUUAGUCAUGCUAUGUUGUUCUGUAGGUACGUAGGGAGAAGGCCAGCGUAGCGUCUCUGAAGAGGGCCAGUGCUGACGUGGAGCUCCUGGCGCCCCGCGGCACCAUGGGAAAGGAAACCAUGGUAACAUUCAGCAAUACCUUACCCCGCGUCGCCAACGGCAGCAGCAGCACCUCGCCCCCCGGAGACGACCCCUCCAACCAGCGUCACAUGACCUUCCACUUGUCCUUCGACCCCCGCAGGUCACAACCAAGGUACGUUUGUGACUAGUGUGUGUGUGUUGUGUGUGUGUGUGUCAUACAACCCAGGUAUUAAUCAUCAAGUCAAAUUGAUCAUGUGUGAUCUGUCAGGUUGCGACCUCCGCUGGUGCAGGAGUGGAGACAGCAACACUCUAUGGAGAGACGGAGCGAGGAGGAGGGGGGGGUGGAGAGAUCUGGCGGAGGAGCGGGAGGAGAAGGAGGAGGGGGUGAGGCAGGGGAGACAGGGGUGAUGAAUCCUCCCUCCCUCUAUCCGACGGUACAGUCGGCCAAUAGAGCCGUUGCCACGGCUACCCCAGCGCCAGCCCCACUGGUACAUAUCCCUAAGGAGGGGAUUAGACACCCUCCUUCUGUCUCCCCUCUACCUCCUUCUGUCUCCCCUCUACCUCCCCCCGUCUCCCCUAAGAGCGCGGUGACGCGUGCCAAGUUGAUGUCACUUAACCAGGGAGGGGAACGAGCCAGGGAGGGGCCUAUCCCUGUGACGACUCCGCGUGUGCCCACCCAGCUGCCCACCCAGCCGCCCAAUCAGCCGCGAGUGGCGCAGGUGAGCUAAAUAUCAAAUCUGAGUUAGCUAAAAUGAACUGUUGAUUUACAUUCUAACUAACUGAAGUAACUAGCUAACUGUCUCCUCUGUUCAUCCAAUAGGUCAUUGCCAUGUCCAAGCCGCAUGGACCAAUCAGCUCCUCUGCCAAGGGCUCUGAUUCCGCCUCUUCCUGUGGGGGAGGGUCUUCAACAGGAAGCUCUGAGUCUCCGUACUACCGGAUCCCCUCCGACCGCGACAGCCACACCGGGAGUGUUACCGGAAGCGUUACCGGGAGUAUUGUCACCAUAGACGCUCACGCCCCUCAUCACCCUGUGGUCAGGGUGUCUAGCAGUGCUGGUACCGGGAGUAAUGGGACCCCAGGGCCCAGAGUAGCAGCUGCCGGGAACGGGACCCUCUGGGAGUGGAGGAACACCACCAGCGGGAGCCUGGCGAGCGUCGGUGAGCAGGGCAAGAGGGGGGCACUGCAGCGCCAGGAGAAAGUCACUGCACCGGAAUAUCAGGAAUACCGCACACUUCCCGUGAAAUCAGACUCUAUCUGCUCCUCCUCUCCCAGUGAGACGGAUUCCACCACCCUGCCUCCCCCUCCUCACCCUAUCUCCUCCCCACUUCCUCUCUUCUCCUCCUCCCCCCUGCCUCCCCCUCCUCACCCCAUCUCCUCUCCACUUCCUCCCUUCUCUGCCUCCCCCCUGCCUCCCCCUCCUCAACCCAUCUCCUCCCCCCUCCCUCCCCCUUCUCCCCCCUCCUACUCCCCCCUCCCUCCCCCUCCCUCCCCCUUCUACUCCCCCCUCCCUCCCCCUCCUGAUCCAGAUCUGCUGUUGAACAGUCACUGUCAACCCCUCCCCCGCUCUAUGACCCUUCCCCGCCGGCCCACUGUCUCAGCCCACAGCCGCGCUGAUCAAGAAGUCUAUUACAAGACCAUGCAGACGGAGAGGAGAUUAUAACGCGACAUAGAGGAGUUAUAAUAGACAGUAACACUACUAAAAACUCUGCAGACUACCAGGUUAGAAGACAUAGGGGACUUUGCAGAGCGAGAGGUUAUAAGACGACAUAGGGCAGUUAUGAUAGACAGUAGUACCACUACAUGACCAUACAGUCAGGGGAAGUUAUUAAAUGUGACACAGUUUGGGGAGACCUAAUUGUCAGGGGAAGUUAUUAAAUGUGACACAGUUUGGGGAGACCUAACAGUCAAGAGAACUACUACAUGACUUAAAUGAGUGAGAGGAGGUUAUGAGAUGACUUAGGAGUUGAAAUAUAAUAUAAUGGAGGUUAUAACUUGGCAUAGAGGAGUGACAUUAACCAAGAACACUACUUCAACACUGAGAAAGGGUCCAGAUGGAAACAGAUAGACAAAUAGCUGUUCUACAAGACCCUGCUGUGUAAAGAAGGCCGUGAGAUGACUUAAAGGAGUUAAGAUGCGACAUAACAGCGAAACUACAAGACACUGCAGAGGAAGACUUGGAGGACUGUUAAGGAAACUGCUAAGUCAAGGUCUAACAGUGUCUGACCGAAGGACUUCAGGAGCAUCUAAAGACAACAAAGACAACAGAAACAAUAGUUGGUUUACUAUCGACUAUUAUCGGACUAUAAUGCAACUAUACUGACUAUACUCACCAGCUGUACUAUACUAUACUGUAUAUAGGAUCUCUCUCAGGCUUCCAUUCCACUGACUUACUGUAAAGAGGAGGGGGAGAGGAGGGGAGAAAAGGAGGAAGGAAAGUGAACAUCUUGGAGAGGAUUACUACAGUAAACAAAGAGGGGGAGACAGACUGGAGGGGAUGAUUGGCUUAACAAUGUGAACAGAUCCACACACUCACACACACACGUUUUGCCCGCGCUACAGACGGCUAAUACAGGACUAGUAAUGGCCUAGUGCACUUCUUCUGUGAAAAUAUUUUUUUUGAUUGUAUUAAUAUACCAUAGACGCUCACGCCCCUCAUCACCCUGUGGUCAGGGUGUCUAGCAGUGCUGGUACCGGGAGUAAUGGGACCCCAGGGCCCAGAGUAGCAGCUGCCGGGAACGGGACCCUCUGGGAGUGGAGGAACACCACCAGCGGGAGCCUGGCGAGCGUCGGUGAGCAGGGCAAGAGGGGGGCGCUGCAGCGCCAGGAGAAAGUCACUGCACCGGAAUAUCAGGAAUACCGCACACUUCCCGUGAAAUCAGACUCUAUCUGCUCCUCCUCUCCCAGCGAGACGGAUUCCACCACCCUGCCUCCCCCUCCUCACCCCAUCUCCUCUCCACUUCCUCCCUUCUCCGCCUCCCCCCUGCCUCCCCCUCCUCAACCCAUCUCCUCCCCCCUCCCUCCCCCUUCUCCCCCCCUCCUACUCCCCCUCCCUCCCCCUUCUACUCCCUCCCCCUCCUGA
Messenger RNA from Coregonus sp. 'balchen', 7419 nucleotides. NCBI's taxonomy places the organism in Eukaryota, Metazoa, Chordata, Actinopteri, Salmoniformes, Salmonidae. The record is from the annotation of a GenBank genome assembly.